This is a messenger RNA of Psilocybe cubensis, 2880 nucleotides long. RefSeq lists its product as uncharacterized. The record is from RefSeq and is a predicted model, not a curated record. The transcript has 2 exons. The coding region runs from base 1 to 2880 and encodes 959 amino acids. NCBI's taxonomy places the organism in Eukaryota, Fungi, Basidiomycota, Agaricomycetes, Agaricales, Agrocybaceae.
AUGUCUCCCUCUCCGUCUCUUCGUGAAAGGCCUCGGGCGUUGAAAUCCCAAUCUAUGCCAUUGGUGCCAUCCAUAGCCAACUUUAACACCCCACAGAGCGCACAGCAGCAGCCCAGCCCUACUAUACCUAACAAUGGUAUGAGGCGCACCCCACCGCCUGGUCAGGUCUCCAGGCUGCUCCCAACCCCACCCCAUCCGAACCCGCCCAAUUUCUCCGAAGAGCAGUCACAUUAUCCUCGACCUCCCCUAAGAGCGCCCAUCGCAGGGUAUCCAAACAAAUUCCAAGAACUGGAGUCGCAGAUGACCCCAGAGUUCUUCGCUGAUAUCGAUCGUGCCGCCGAGCAGCAGCAAGCACAAUAUCAAUCGAGCCAGCAAGUUCAUUCAUUCCCGCGCAGCGAGUCACCUAAGCAGGCCAAUCCGGAUCGGGCUAGGGUGCCUACUGAAGGAUCUAGCCCGUCGAUCCCAGACUCUGUGAGUCGCGCACGUCGAGAGCAGCUUGCUCGCGAGGCUCCACAGACAAGGCAGAACUCGUCUCCCAUCGCAUCCUCGUUUGUGCAGGCAUCCUCACACACACCAGAACGGCGAAUGUCUCCUGCGCAGCAUUCGCCCGUUAUCAAAACCAACGAGCCGCAUCCGGGAAGCUAUCUCGCGGCUUACAAUGCCCGGGAGGCGUCAGCAACCGCACGUCGAGCGUCAAAUGCGGAUAGCCGUUUGAAUGUGACGAUGCCGAGUUUUUCUCCGCCCUUGCAGACCAUUGCGACCCGUACACCUGAUCGAUCUCUCCCAGUGCAGGAAGAGGAUGAAGUGCUGUCCAAAAACGGCACCGGAUGGAAAGUUAGCACCGAGACCAAUGAAGAGCCAUAUCGAUCUCCCUCUCCCACCUCUUCGUCGGAUAUCCAAACUCCUGACCCUGGGUCCAAUCAACGCUUCGAUGCUUCAAACGUCUAUCGCGACGAGGAGAAGGGAAGCAAGAAGCUCGACGAGUCGCAUGCACAAUUUGUCGAACGAGAUAGUACGGAAGACGAUGCUAGCUACACACCAAGGUCACCAGCUACUGGACUGCCUGAAGACAAUCGUGAUAUAUACUAUCCUGGCCAGACUAUUCCUGUUAGAGUUCCAGCUCCUGUCCUUCCCAAAGGUAAAGCCAGAAAUGGCCCUUCGGACCAUGUCAUGCGUGGAUUGGAAACGACUCUUUUAGAGCAACAACCUCCACAACAGCAGCAGCAGCAACAGCAAGUGCCUCAACAAGCUUCUGCUGCCCAAGCACCGCCCCAACAAUCUCAAAAUACAGAACGCUCCACGCAAAAUAUUGAUCAGCAUAAGCAGCCUGAGCAAGACCAUCAUCAGUACCAGGAUUAUCCUCCUGAAUCCUUUUAUGGGGUUGGAUCUAUACCGUCUAAUGCUCGAUACAUUCCUGCACCCCAGGUCUAUCCUGAUGAUUUCCAAGGUUACACUGACGACUACCUGCACUAUCUCAAUUCACCCCGCCCUGAUGCUCCUGUCCCUCCCACUCCUCACAGUCAGUCCACAGCGCCAUCUCCUUCCCCGCUGCUCCAUGUUUAUAAUAAUGGGGGUACGUAUAGACCUGCACGUGCCGCCGGUUCUCCUUACCCUUACCCCUACGAUCAUGUUUUGCGCAACCGUCAUAUCCCACCAAGCCAGCGCUUCUUCCCAAAUGGCAUCGAUCAAUCGACCAUCACCGAUAAAGUCGCGCGGCAGUGGCAAAUAUACGCGCAGAACAACCACGGGGCUGUCACCGACUCGACACUCUCCCCUUCUGCAACGCCAUUCCGUCCCAACACCGACAGCCGGUACGACGAGUGGGCGAUCUUGCACACGACGCGCAUGAUGCGCCAGAACACGCUGGCGAUGUUGCCGCGCGUGGGUGACCGUGAUGGCGCGACGAGCGCGCUGGGGGACAAUGCGAGCAUCCGGUCGAGCCCGAGCCAUCAGCCGAUAGUGCUGCCCGUCCCGCCUAGUUUCACGAUGAGGAAGAAGGAUCGGGAUCGGGCGAUGCAUGCUCGGAGGCAGGCGUAUGCGCGCAAACCCCCGCCGCGUGUGGAGAGCACACAACCGCGGGAGACUAGUCCCGAGUUGUCGUCGUCUGGUGAAGAGACGGCGGGUGAGGAUAGAUACUCGGUUGUGGCCCCGCAACUGGGAAUAACUAUAAACAAGGACAAUGUCGUGAACGAUCCGCUACCAUUCCCGGUGUCUGCCAUGACGCCUCCUGUCAACGAUGAGGAUGAUGCUGGUGAAUGGAUUGAUGAGGACGACGACGACGACUAUGAAGAUCUUAUAGAUCUAGAAUAUCAUCCUACUUUUGUUAAGAACAUAACUAAACGGCGCAGAAAGUGGGAGGUGGGCUGGGAAAACCUUAUUCAAGCUUUCCAAGCUCUAGAUCGCCAGACUGACGCGACGAUGAUUUUAUUAGCUUCACCUUCUCAUACUACAAAAUUACACGCACUUAAGUCACGAUCAAUUCGCAGACAUCCCAAUCUUGCAAACUCAACCAGCAUAAAAGACAUACGCGCCGGAUUUGCCCGCGUCGCGGCACAAAGAAGGCUAACGCGUCCCGACAAAUCGUCCUUGGUCGACAGACUCCUCCACUCGGCUUCUAGCUCUUCAGGUACCGGAGACGGAUCUGACGGCAGCAGCUCGGGAUCAGUGGAGGAAAAUCUGAAACGGGCGUUGGACGCAGCGCUCGGCAGCCUUAGUGCUAUGGGAGAGGUGUAUGAGCAACGAGAGGCGAGGGUGAUGGAAGAGCUUCGGAGGUCGAGGGAAGAUCGUGAGCGAGUGGAGUUGCUUCUUCGACAAGUCCUCGGUGACAAACACCCCUUCAACGCUGGAGAAAAGCAACAAACGACUGCGAUGAUGAAGUAA